GCUACUUCCUGGAUGGAGGAAUGGAAAGCUUCCAGCACCGCUCCAACUAUUAUCUCUCUGUUUUCGCUUGAACUGCUGCAGCCUCGCGCUGCACGGACGUCUACCAUCAAAAUAUACGCUAUUUCCACCUUCUUCGACAAAUGAACUGAAUCGGAAUAGUACUACAUUCCUCCCGUCAUGAGUAUUUCGGGGAGUACUGAGCUGUUUGAGAGAUUUUGAGACAGAAAAAAACUGUUUCCUGGCCGUUCGUACUUCGACAGAUUUCUCUAAGCAGAAUCCACUCGUUUUAGAAGUAAGAAGUUUGUCUGUCUGGGCGCCACAUUUGCGCUGAAGGUUUUUUGGUGAAUAUCAUCGUCAGGACAAGUUUUUGUUUAUUUUACAGACUAUUCAGUCAACAGUUGCCUUAUUUAUUGGUUGCUCUCCAUGUGCAGAGUGACAUGCGGAGGCUACUGCAAUCGUGUUGUUGCUGGAUCUUGUCUCUGAUUUUGUCAGCCUUCGUGUUCUGCUGGGCCGUCUGUCAUCCCGCCUUGGCAGCAGAUCAGCUGGGGUCUUCGCCGGGAGGGCAGGAUGCCUCUGUGCCCGCGUCCAGACUCAGGAGGGCGGCCGAGGAGCCCUACUGGGCCUACUCAGGGACUCAUGGGCCAGACGGGGGCUGGACAUCAGCCUAUCCGGAAUGUAAGGAGAAGAACCAGUCGCCAAUCAACAUUGUCGAUACCGACACAAAGAUCUCCGUGGAAUACCAAGAGCUAACCCUGGACGGGUUCGAGACAGAAUCCUCGAACAAGACCUCAAUGAAAAACACAGGAAAGACUGUGGCAGUUCUGUUGAAGGAUGAGUACUACGUGCGGGGCGCAGGCCUUCCCGGCCGCUUCAAAGCGGAGAAGGUGGAGUUCCACUGGGGCCAGAGCAACGCCUCAGAGGGCUCGGAGCACAGUAUCAACGGACACCGCUUCCCCGUGGAGAUGCAGAUCUACAUGUAUAACUCAGAUGAUUUCGACAGCCUUAACACAGCCAUUCGUGAGAAGCGGGUAAUAGCUGCCAUGGCAGUGUUCUUCCAGGUGGGUAUGAAGGACAAUCCAGCUGUGGAUCCCAUCAUCCAUGGCCUCCGAGGAGUGGUCCAUCACGAGAAAGAGACAUUUCUGGAGCCCUUCAUUUUGAGAGACCUGCUGCCUUCGCAGUUGGGCAGCUACUACCGCUACAUCGGGUCCCUCACCACCCCACCCUGCAGCAAGGUGGUGGAGUGGAUCAUCUUCAGCCGACCGGUGUUCGUGUCCUAUAAGCAGCUCGAGGCCUUCUACUCCAUCUUCACCACGGAGCAGCAGGACCAUGUCAAGUCGGUUGAGUACCUGCGGAACAACUUCCGCCCGCUCCAGAGCCUGGACAACCGGGAGGUCUACAAGUCGGCCAUCAAGGACGCUUGGCUGCCUGACCAGACAGACUAUGGGAGUUCCUAUGAGACAGAGUCCUCCAAAGUGUGCAGCAGUGCGCCCACCAACAUGCGGGUCCAGCCGCUGAACCGCACGGCCCUGGUGGUGAAGUGGACGCGGCCGGACAAUAGCUACCAUCCGCCCAUCACCAGCUACCUCAUCUCCUACAGCUGGACCAAGCACGACGAGUCGUACGAAGAGACCUACAUCAAAGACAUCAAAAGCGGCGACCAGAAGCUGGAGCCUCCCACGGCCGCGCCGGACUCCACCGCCAAGGAGAAAGGAGCGAGGGGAGGGGGCAGAGAAAACGGCACGGCUCCCCCUGGUGGCGCGGAGGACUGGGCGGAGACGCAGAGCCGGGCCCCCACGGACGAAGACGUUGCCACGCCGACCAGCGAGCCCAGGAACGACACACACAUGGAGGGUCUGCCGCGUCCCGAACUGCCCUCUCCAAAUGGCAGGCCUACAGUGGACGGGAAGACCUGGCCAUUCGCCAUCCACCCAGAGAAGACCAGCGUGUCGAGCGUGCCCGCGGUGCCUGGGUCGGGGAGGAUGGAGUGGAUUAUCCCCUUAGUGGUGGUGUCGGCGCUGACCGCCAUGUGCCUGGUUCUGCUGCUGGCCGUGCUCGUCUACUGGAGGAUGACCAGCCUGUGCUCACUGCUCUGCAUCAAGUACAGGAGGUGUUUCCAGACGGCUCAUUUCUAUGUGGAAGACAGCAGUUCCCCACGGGUGGUUCCUAAUGAGAGCAUUCCCGUCAUCCCCAUCCCAGAUGACAUGGAGGCCAUAUCCGUCAAGCAGUUCCUGAAGCACAUCUCUGAGCUGUACGCCAACAACCAGCAUGGCUUCUCCGAGGACUUUGAGGAGGUACAGCGGUGCACGGCAGACAUGAAAAUCACGUCGGAACACUCAAAUCACCCCGACAACAAGCACAAGAACAGAUACAUCAACAUCGUAGCCUAUGACCACAGUCGUGUGAAGUUACGGCCCUUGGCAGGGAAGGACUCCAAACACAGUGACUACAUCAACGCCAACUAUGUUGAUGGAUACAACAAGCCCAAGGCCUACAUCGCGGCCCAGGGGCCUCUGAAGUCGACGUUCGAGGACUUCUGGAGGAUGGUGUGGGAACAGAACACCAGCAUCAUCGUCAUGAUCACCAACCUAGUGGAGAAAGGAAGAAGAAAAUGUGACCAGUACUGGCCAACAGAGAACAGCGAGGAGUAUGGGAACAUCGUAGUGACUCUGAAGAGCACUAAGGUGUAUGCCUGCUAUACACUGAGACGGUUCACAGUGCGAAACACGAAAGUUAAAAAGGGUCAGAAAGGCAACCCCAAGGGUCGGCAGAGCGAGCGGACGAUCGUCCAGUACCACUACACCCAGUGGCCGGACAUGGGUGUGCCCGAGUACACGCUGCCCGUCCUCACCUUCGUGCGCAAGUCCUCGGCCGCCCAGACGCCCGACAUGGGCCCCAUGCUGGUGCACUGCAGUGCUGGUGUUGGCCGCACAGGCACGUACAUAGUCAUCGACAGCAUGCUGCAGCAGAUCAAGGACAAAGGCACGGUCAACGUCCUGGGCUUCCUCAAACACAUCCGCACCCAGCGCAACUAUCUGGUCCAGACAGAGGAGCAGUACAUUUUCAUUCACGAUGCCUUGAGGGAGGCCAUCCUGGACAAGGAGACCGAGGUGCUGGGCUCACAGCUCCACAGCUACGUCAACAGCAUCCUCACGCCCGGGCCAGGGGGCAAGACGCGCCUGGAGAAGCAGUUCAAGUUGGUGACCCAGUGCAACGCGCGCUUCGUGGAAUGCUUCAGCGCACAGAAGGAGUGUAACAAGGAGAAGAACCGCAACUCCUCCGUGGUCCCCUCGGAGAGAGCGCGAGUGGGUCUGGCUCCGUUGCCUGGGAUGAAAGGGACCGAUUACAUCAACGCCUCUUACAUAAUGGGAUACUACAGGAGCAACGAGUUCAUCAUUACACAGCAUCCCUUGCCUCACACAACUAAAGACUUCUGGAGGAUGAUCUGGGAUCACAACGCACAAAUCAUCGUCAUGCUGCCCGACAACCAAGGACUGGCGGAGGAUGAGUUUGUGUACUGGCCCAGCAGAGAGGAAGCCAUGAACUGUGAGGCCUUCACGGUCACACUCAUCAGCAAAGACAGACUUUGCCUUUCCAACGAGGAGCAGAUCAUCAUCCACGACUUCAUCCUGGAAGCCACACAGGACGACUAUGUUCUGGAGGUGCGUCACUUUCAGUGUCCCAAGUGGCCCAACCCAGAUGCCCCAAUCAGCAGCACCUUCGAGCUCAUCAACGUCAUCAAGGAGGAGGCCAUGACUAGGGAUGGACCCACCAUUGUUCAUGAUGAGUUUGGCGCGGUGUCGGCGGGGAUGCUGUGUGCCCUCACCACCCUCUCGCAGCAGCUGGAGAACGAGAACGCCGUCGGCGUCUAUCAGGUCGCCAAAAUGAUCAACCUCAUGAGGCCUGGUGUCUUCACAGAUAUCGACCAGUACCAGUACCUUUACAAAGCUAUGCUCAGUCUGGUGAGCACCAAGGAGAAUGGAGCUGGCCCCUUGGCCAUGGACAGAAACAGAGCCAUGGCCCUGACGGACGAGUCGGACCCGGCCGAGAGCAUGGAGUCUCUCGUCUGAGGGGCGGAGGAGCCGCGAAGAGGCACUUACUUUGUAAAACUUCAAGGACUAGAGACAGACUUUUUCGAGGCCUUUUUUGCCAGACUCUUGGUUAAAUAAAUAACCUGAUUACUUUUUUACACUGAUAAAAAGUUUUUGAUAUUUAUUUUUUGCCAUUUUAUGUCUUAAUGUUAUCCUACUGAACAUUUUGCACCUAUGUUUUCGAGUUCACAAUGACAAAACCACACUUCUGUCUAGUUUGCACUAUGUAAUAUCAGUGUUACUGCCUAUAACCAAUCAGAUCUACCAUGUUGAUUUCCAAUGCCCAGAUUUUAACAUUCCAUCACAAAAGCUCACCCACUCAACUUCCCGGACCGUUUCGAAAGCGAUUCCCAUAUGCACAUUUCCAGCUCCCGCCAGAUGGAAAGAUCAAAGAUUAAGCUUGGCGUUCACCUGCAUGGCAUUGCAAGGCCCACAGCGAUGGCGAAAAAAUCUUCUCUCAAAAUUGACUUCUUUCGGUUUCUGUGGCACUGACAAGCAAUAUGGGAAUUUGUCUUUUUAUUUUAUUUUAAAGCAUCCCAAUGCCGUCAUUUGCUCCUUGCUGCAUUAUAUUGGAAAGGAAAAACACAUACGUUAAUUUUCUAAGGUGGUAUUAAAACAGCUACUGUGAACUUAUUACUUUUGUAUGAAUCAUAUUAUGCUUUUAAUAUAUAUGGAUAUAUUGUAAUCAUUAUAUCUUGUGGUUUUGUAAAUGUUGGCUGUCACGAUCGCCCCUUCACUAGAUCCUGCUAGACUUGGUCUGAUGUUCACCACACCUCUCUGGCCGUGCUGAUUUCACACCCAUCUAACUUGCUCCCUCUGCUGGCCGUGCUGAUUUCACACCCAUCUAACUUGCUCCCUCUGCUGGCCGUGCUGAUUUCACACCCAUCUAACUUGCUCCCUCCGCUGGUUCCACUUCUCUGUUGCUUCAUGCUGCAAGCUGCUAUAUGGGGUAAAACAAGACAAGUAACAAUAUAUUGUGUCCGAGUUGAGCUGAAUUACAAAGUGACUGUGUCCUGUAAAGCAUAACUUAUACUCUGAGAAUUUUGAUCUUUGUGAUAUGCCCCAUUGUAUUUUUUUAAGCUCUUCAUUUAUGACUAACAAAAGAUUACAAGGAUGCCAUCAUAGACCUUUUUGUCAUAGUGAGAGCUCCUGAAGUCGCCAUGCAGCCUCUCAAUGCCUUUCUCUAUACUGACACCCCCCCGCAUUGCUUGACUGUGCUGGUGUGUGAAACUAUUCAAUGUUGUGUAUGGUGUAGUUUGAUUUUGCCAAAUACACUGAAGUCCCGCAUGGGGGGGAAAUUUCAUCACAUAUUGAAUUUUGAAAUUCUGAAUGUGGUUUACACAUUUUUGCCAGGCCCCAGUUAAGGUUAAUAUCCAAACCCUACCAUCAGUUUGGCCCCAAGGAAAUAGAUAUGGGCUGUUUUUUAUUCACCCGACAACUUGCUCUAACAAUAAUUACAUUUCUGCACAAAUUCAUUGACAGCUUGAAAUUAAAGGUAUCUUGAGCUGUCUCGCCACACAAAGCAGGGGGAUACUGACUUAUGAAGUUUUACCAAAGACUUAAGCUCAUUAUUUAGCAUUUUACAGUGUCUUCAUAGGAGUACAUGGUGUUGAAAUUCCUCCUCAGAGGUGAUGACAAAAUGGCUGAUUGUUGUUUUUUUUUGUUCUUUAUUUACGAGCUCAGUGACUGGAUUAGAUUUAAUGCCAUUUGGGAUCUGUGCUUGUGCAUCAAAGUUGAACAUUCAUAAUAAUCUUCUCAUUUAAACUUAAUCUGAGGUAAAUGCUAGAGGAAAACAUGUAACUUUUUGUAGGUUGAUUGAAGUUAUGAAUUCAUCUCUCCGUGGAAUGAAGAAACAAGGCAUUCAAUGUGUACCAUUGUUAUGAACUUUAUCACUAUGUUAUUAAUGUUGUUUGGAUGUCCUUUGUCUCCUUGCCGGGAGGCUGUUGAAUUACGUCACAACUCUCCAACAUUUGGGGUUAACGACAUAUUCAUUCCUUUAUCACAAAAACAGACUUCUGUGGGAAGCACUACAUGUUCUUUUUGGUUUGUUUUCUUUCAUGUUGUCCUGUGCAGUUCAUGUUGUUUUGUUUGGGAGCUUUGCUCUUAUCCAGCGCGCUUAAUCAAUAUCAACAUUAGUAUAACCACAGCUUUCUGUGUGUACAGUUUAUUGCUUCUAUAACCAACCAUCUCUUUAAACAACUUUGUAUCUAUGGUAUAUAAUCAUAGAAUUUUAUAUUUUCAUAUAAAUCUAUUUUGUUUUCUAGGUCCAAGUCCCCCUUUUUCUUUCUUCUGGUGAACAUGUGGAAACCAAGUCUGUCUCCAUGCAUUGUGCUAUCUCCAUCACAUUCCAGAACAAGGCAAUGCCUCACAUUAACCAAGGCAGUGAUUGUGAUAUUCUUUUUUGCCCAUUUUUGUUUGAUUUUUUCUUUACAAUUUUACACUUCUGCUGCACAGUUCUGUGCAAUAGAACAGCUGUUGUAAAUCACUGAAUAAGUUUGUCCCAUUCACCGACCUAAGAGGGGGCGGCUGUCGCCUCCUCUUUCGUAAUCUGAAAUAACACAAAACAAAGAAAAACUUUUUUUGUUUUGGUUUCUUUUUUGUUCUCUUUUUUUUCGUUGAAAGCUAUAUCAAAGCAUUCUAUUAUAGUGUUAUUUAAUAUGUAAAUUGUAUUGCUAUACAUAAAAUAAAAUAUGGGUUUUGAUGUA
Alosa sapidissima (American shad) is the source of this 6793-nucleotide messenger RNA. It is a transcript of the gene ptprga, whose product is annotated as protein tyrosine phosphatase receptor type Ga. Lineage: Eukaryota; Metazoa; Chordata; Actinopteri; Clupeiformes; Clupeidae. Gene Ontology annotation, biological process: protein dephosphorylation. The transcript is spliced from 28 exons. The record is from RefSeq and is a predicted model, not a curated record. Bases 438 to 4067 code for a protein of 1209 amino acids. Gene Ontology annotation, molecular function: protein binding; protein tyrosine phosphatase activity.